Messenger RNA from Ostertagia ostertagi, 792 nucleotides. NCBI's taxonomy places the organism in Eukaryota, Metazoa, Nematoda, Chromadorea, Rhabditida, Trichostrongylidae. The record is from the annotation of a GenBank genome assembly.
AUGCCUGCCGAUUUCCUAGUUGGGUCUGACCUGCACCCAGCCCCAGGAAACAGUGCGAGUUCGUUCGUUCGUUAUGACUAUGAAUUCGUCAUUACUACUUAUUGGGGAGAGGGGGACGGACCUGACGUUGACUUCUUGCUCAUGGUAUAUUCUGAACAGACAAGUAAUUUACAGCGGGAGUCUGGAUCCUCUAUGCAAAAAGAGGUUGUCUCGGUUUUGGCUGCAGUGGCAGAAUUAAUUAAAGAGCGCAACGGUUCGGAGACGGAUGUUGAAUAUUUCGCAGCUCUAAUAACAACCCUCGAGGGCUCUCCUAUAAAUGAACCAUCAAGAACUGCUGCUGUAGCAUUUCUUCUGCAAUUAAUUGUCAAAAAAGUUCCCAAGGAAGUCCUUCAGUCACAGUUCACAAAAGUGGUUCAGGUACUGUAUACCAAAAUGCUCGAGAAUUCUGAGAGCAACGAAGGAUCUGCACUCAAGUACCUGCUAUCGGUUCUGGGAGUUGUCUUACGUGCCCAACCUGCUGGGGUUUGGAAUGUCGCCAACACCAAGAACAUGGUGGUGUCUGUUGCAGCUCUGAGCGCUCAUGAAAAGCCUUGGGUGCGGACAAUGGCGCGCCGUGUUGUUAGAGCCGUGCUAACUGAUCCGAUAACUGCGAUGGAAAAUGGCCUUCAUGCUGCAUCUUCCAGCGUUGGAAUGUUUAUACAACAACAGUUACAAUCAGCACUUGGUAAGUUAGUAGAAUAUGUAUCAUCCUUGUUUUCACGGAAUUUGUUAGAAGGAAAUAAUCAAGCAUAA